CAUGAUUCACCUGAACGGCACCGCACGUCUGAAUCGAGAGAACACUCCUUUGAUGCCCUUCGCCUUCGAAUGCGACCUUCCGACCAUGAGAUAAAGACGACAAUUCCGCCUUUUGACAGCCUCGAAAGAGCUCGCGCGUCACCCCUCCGUCAGCAUGGCAGCUGCUGCUCCAACAGCAGCUCAGACUGAGCUUAUAAAUUCACUCAACCAAGAUGAGAUUCCAAUUAAGCUUCGAUGUGCCAUCUGCAGCAAGCUUGCUGUAAAUGCGUUCCGAUUGCCUUGUUGCGAUCAAGCAAUCUGCGAGACUUGCCAGUCGACUCUCCCUUCCUCCUGCCCGGUCUGCGAACACACUCCUGUUGCGGCAGCCGACUGCAAGCCCAAUAAAUCCUUGCGCACCACCAUCAAGGUCUUUCUCCGUACCGAAGAGAAGAAGCGCGAAGCCCUGCGCCUGAAAGAACAGAAGAACUCGCCUCCUGCUACACCACCGGCUUCAGGGGAUACUGUAGCGCCAGUUGAGCCAGUUGUUGAACAGCCAAGUAAGGAGGUUGAGUCUGCGGAGGAUGUGAAGACUGAGGAGACCCCUGUGGCACAGUUGGACGAGACUCCUGCUACUACCGAAGAAUCGGAGCAGCCGACUAGAGACCAACAGGAUGUUCCUCAGCCGUCAAUUGAGGAGAUUGCCCCAGGCCAAGAGCCUAUCGCUGACUCCGAUACCAACAAGGCGGUUGAAACUCCUUUUCAAAAUGAAGAGGGCAAGACGGACGAAGAAAACACAGGCGGACAAGCUAUCUCACAGACUCCUGGAUUUGGAAAUGGUUUCGGUUUCGACCCGUCCGCAGCAGGAGGAUUCCCUGCAAUGGGAUUUGGUGGGGACUUCAACCAGAUGCAGAUGAUGAUGGCUAUGCAAAAUGGCAUGGCUCCUGGCGGAUUCAAUAACUUCCCGAUGAUAGGAAUGCCAGGCAUGCCACCAAUGGGCAUGGAUCCUAUGUCGAUGCAGUUCAUGAAUGGCGGGUUUGGAGGAGGGAUGAACGGGAUGGGAAUGGGUUUCGAUGGAGGUGCUGGAGCAGGCUUUGGUGGCGGUUGGAACAAUCAACAAGGUUGGAAUGUUCGUGAUAAUUUCAACGCGUCAAAUGUUGGCAACUUGGGUCAAAGUGAUUUUGCAUCGAGUAACUCUGGAUAUGGUCCCCAGUCUGGAUACAAUUCAGGUAAUUAUGGUGGCUCAAACCAGUUCCAUAACCAUCAGAACAACUUCGGGUCUUUCCGAGGUCGAGGCAGAGGCCGUGGCGGAUUCUCUCGAGGAGGUGGCUAUGGCUAUGGCUCUCAUGAUGCAUUCUCACAGCAGUUGCCGCAACAAUUUGGUUCUGGCCACCAACCCAGUGGCGCCCCUAAUGAAACAGGAUCUGUACCAACCGGACCGAAGACAGAUAACGGAGAUGUCGAUGAAUUUGGUAGAGAGAUACGCCAGAAGUCAGCAACAGCAGAACAAACUCCGAAACCUGUCGAUGACGAAAGUACAGCUCAACAGCCAGGGACUGCACCAGCAGAUGGCCCAGGACCCGAAGUGACCUCAGAAGUAGCCCCAGCCGAAUCGACUGAGGCUCCUGAGCGCUCUGAACCAAUGCCAAUACAGACCUUGGACGACGUAACAUCUUACCCGUAUCCCGGUACCGGUGAUGUAUACAACGUAAAUGCUUACGGAGGAGGAUAUCAAGAUCAUUCGUAUGGCGGCAGGGGUGGCAAUUUUCUCCCUAUGCAUCCUCCAAUUGUGAAGCCUGUCGAUGUUCCCAUCAACGCUCCCACAGGGCCAAAGGCCAUGCGAGAAGGUUUGCCCAAUACAGGCCUUUCUGGUUUAAGAACACAAGGCUUUUCAAUUGCUGGCCGAGCGAACUCGAGGCCGAGUGGCAGCGUAAGUGCAAGUGUUGCCCCUGACGCAACCGAGAAGGAAGGUAGAGACCGGGAGAGAAGCAGCAGAUCACCUUCAAGAGAACGGUCAAGAUCCCAUGACAGGAAGAGAUCACGUAGUAGAGACAGAUCCAGAAGACACAGACAUCGUUCAACAUCCCUCAGCGAAGACGAGAAGGAAACAGAGAGACGACGAGAACGUCGAAGAGAGCGCCGUCGACGUAGAGAGGAAGAGGAUGCAGUGGCCGAGGAAGCAGCCGGGGGGAGACUCGAAGACGGAAAAGGUGAUGUUGUUGAAGAUAGAUCUAGGUCAGCAUCACCAUCCGACUCGAAACGCACCAGUCACCGAAGUCGACGAGACAGAGAUAAAUAUCGCGAGCGUGAGAGUGAGAGGGACCACAAAUCCUCCUCAUCUUACAAGCAUCGUUCGUCACACCGCUCAUCCCGCCACGAGGAGAAAGAUCGGUCAAGAUCCCGAGACAGGGGCUCAGAACGGGAGCGGGAGCGAGGGCACAGACACCGGCAUCACAGCCACAGCCGUCGCCAAUCCGAAGAGCCUCUUUCUAAAUCCGACGUCGACUCAUCCUCCCACCAAACACCUAUAGAGCCCGAAUCCAGCUCUCGAAGGCCUUCAACACUUGGAAACGGCAUUGAAAUCAAAGGAGCUAGCUCCCGCCACAAGAGCGCUAUCGAUCACCUCCCUACCCUCCCAACCGGCCCACGCUCAGAACGUAUCACAUCCUCAACAAGAGACCGUGAUCGUGAUCGUGAGCGUGACUACGAGAAGCCACGAGAGAAAGACAGAGACAAAUCAAGCCGUCACCACCGCGAUGAGGACCACCGCUCCUCUCGCCACGACUCAUCCCGUCGCGACAAAGACCGGGAAUCUACCUCCGCCUCUACCUCGACCAAAACCAAGGCCCUCCCUACACCACCAUCCAAAGACCCCCAUGAAAUCGAACGCGAAGCCAGAAAUCGCGAGAGGUUGCUGAAGGAAGCUCAGCGUAUGGCUGGUCUAAGUGGCGGUCUGGCACGCAAGAGAAGCAGAGACGAGGGAGACGAGGGAGUGGAGAAUAGAGGAAGCAGUGGGAAGAAGGGCAGGAAGAAUCGUAGGGGCACGGGGCUUGGUGAUGAGAGUGAGGAGUCGAGAAUUGCGCGCUUGGAGGCGGAGAGGGAGAGUGCGAGAUGGGGCUAAGCCUAAUUAUAUUCUGCAUUUGGGGCUUUAUGGGCUGUGCUGAGGAUCUCUGAUCUCCACUUGCUCGCUGAGGAUGUAGCGGCAGAGAGGGUAAAAUAUGUGCGAUAGAUAGAUGUUGUCACUGAAUUUCAGUAAUUGCAGUGGCUUGGGCUUACCUGCCCCCUUUUAAUGUAUGCGCUUGCGGAUUGUCCUGGACUGAACUGGACUGGCAGAACUGCAAAAGCGCUCAUCUUGCAUAUCGCGUCUUCAUAAUAGAAACUGAAAAGGAGAACACCACUUGUAC
This is a messenger RNA of Cadophora gregata, 3380 nucleotides long. RefSeq lists its product as uncharacterized. The record is from RefSeq and is a predicted model, not a curated record. The transcript is spliced from 5 exons. Gene Ontology annotation, cellular component: nucleus. NCBI's taxonomy places the organism in Eukaryota, Fungi, Ascomycota, Leotiomycetes, Helotiales, Ploettnerulaceae. Gene Ontology annotation, molecular function: RNA binding. Bases 155 to 3097 code for a protein of 980 amino acids.